AAGUAAACAAGCGCACAAACCGAGCCGAACGUCUGGCCGGGCAGAAGAGCGUUGGUUGGAACAACAAUGAUGCCGAAACGAUCACGUCUGGGUGACGUCCGCGGGCCAAUUUCGAACGGACCGAUGCAAUCGCGCCCACUGGUCGCCCUGCUCGAUGGGCGCGACUGUUCGAUUGAGAUGCCCAUACUGAAGGAUGUGGCCACGGUUGCAUUCUGCGAUGCACAGAGCACAUCAGAGAUUCAUGAAAAAGUAUUAAACGAAGCCGUCGGCGCACUGAUGUGGCACACAAUCAUUCUGACGAAGGAGGAUCUGGAAAAGUUCAAAGCCCUCCGGAUAAUCGUCCGGAUUGGAAGCGGAGUCGAUAAUAUUGACGUGAAGGCGGCCGGCGAGCUCGGUAUCGCCGUCUGCAAUGUGCCCGGGUACGGCGUCGAGGAGGUCGCCGACACGACCAUGUGCUUGAUCCUGAACCUUUACCGGCGGACCUAUUGGUUGGCGAACAUGGUGCGAGAAGGCAAGAAAUUUACGGGCCCGGAACAGGUGCGAGAUGCAGCGCAGGGAUGUGCCAGAAUACGCGGUGAUACACUUGGGUUGGUUGGACUGGGACGCAUUGGCAGUGCGGUCGCGCUGCGAGCAAAAGUAUUCGGCUUCAAUGUGAGCUUCUACGAUCCGUACCUGCCGGACGGUAUCGAGAAAUCGCUCGGACUCAACCGCGUCUACACACUGCAAGAACUGCUGUUCCACUCCGAUUGCGUCUCGCUGCACUGUACAUUAAAUGAACAUAAUCAUCACCUUAUCAAUGAGUUUACGAUUAAACAGAUGAGACCCGGUGCAUUCCUGGUAAAUACGGCACGCGGUGGCUUGGUGGAUGACGAGGCGCUAGCCGUCGCACUGAAGCAAGGUCGAAUCCGGGCGGCAGCACUAGACGUUCAUGAGAAUGAGCCAUACAAUGUAUUUCAGGGUGCCCUGAAAGAUGCCCCCAACCUGCUCUGCACGCCACACGCUGCCUUCUACAGCGAAGCGGCCACGACGGAACUGCGCGAGAUGGCGGCGAGCGAAAUCCGACGGGCAAUCAUUGGCAAUAUACCGGAGUGUCUCCGGAACUGCGUGAACAAGGAAUACUUCCUGCGUUCGUCGACGGGCGGUGGAGCCGGCGGAUACUCAGAAGCUGGUAUAAAUGGCGGCUAUUAUUCAGGUGGAUUACAGCAAGCCCAUAGUACAACACCGCUCGAGGCACCACACAGUGCAGGAUCGCAUGCGCCACCCAGCGGCGGCGGUCCCCCGCCACCGUCCGUUGCCGUAAUACCGCCUGUUUCCGCUGUUACAGCGCCACCACCACAAGCCUCUUAGUGCCCCAGAUCCAAGUAAUCAUCAUUCGGUUAAGCCGGAACCAUCAGAAGUACAUUAGUUUUUAUCGUAAUGAAAAUAAUAUUAUAUAUAUGCUGCUACUACCUUUACAAUG
Anopheles marshallii is the source of this 1459-nucleotide messenger RNA. RefSeq names its product C-terminal-binding protein (gene CtBP). NCBI's taxonomy places the organism in Eukaryota, Metazoa, Arthropoda, Insecta, Diptera, Culicidae. The transcript has 7 exons. Gene Ontology annotation, molecular function: NAD binding; oxidoreductase activity, acting on the CH-OH group of donors, NAD or NADP as acceptor; transcription corepressor activity. Bases 67 to 1347 code for a protein of 426 amino acids. The record is from RefSeq and is a predicted model, not a curated record.